This is a messenger RNA of Durusdinium trenchii, 2244 nucleotides long. NCBI's taxonomy places the organism in Eukaryota, Dinophyceae, Suessiales, Symbiodiniaceae. The record is from the annotation of a GenBank genome assembly.
AUGGCAUCAGCCCAGCUGAUGCCCUUCAAGGCCAAAGCUGAGGAGCGAGCCACAAAGCCGCUGCCAGACACUGAGGCGCCUGUCAAGAAGCAAUGCACUCAGUAUGAGAAGCAGAUUCAAAAAAUGGACGGCGAUCCUGGGUUGGAGUGCGGUGAGUCUGAGGGAGAUGGCUCACACCCGGCAUCUUUGGUUUUGGAACUAUUGGGUGAAGGUGAUCCCAGCACUCGCCUCCAACAGCUUGAUGCCUGGUACCAAGAUUACGCAGCUUUCCGCAAGAUGCCAUACUUGUACAAGAAAGCUGGAUUGGACCUUUGGUUGGGGAGUGUGUCAUGGCCAUGUGAGAUGCAGGGAGUUGAUGUGGUCAAGGGGUGGACCCGAGCUUCAGUGGUUGCCCUGUUUCUACUGGCGGCUAGCGAGUUGGACAUCAAUGAUCCAGCAUACGACCGUCUGAAGGCUGUCAUCAACGAGUUCCACUCAUCGCAUGGCUUGGCAGCAAAGCACAGACUCGAUGAAGAGGCACGCCAUGUGUUGCAACUCCACAUUGACCACGUGAAGUGGGCGCAUUCAGCAUUUUCGACGGAACAGCUGAAGAGUCAACGCUGGAUGAUCGGAGCAUCGCCCAAGGGAUCCAUUCCGCCUGCACUCAAGAAGGCACUCACUGUGACUCCGCAGUCCCAGGUUAUGCACUUCCGUCUGGUGGUCAGCUGCUUUACCGAAGCUGGUCGUCGCUUGAGGCCAACAUCAAGGUCAAGAGUGAGAUGGUCCCAGCAGGCAUUUGACAGUUGUUGCGACCUGGCGUGCGUCUAUUCAGCACUGUUGGAUGAGGCCAGAUUGCUCAGCAGUUGGACCGAUGCGAAAGAAGCAGCUGUGCUCAAGGCCUUUUUCCAGAGGGACUAUGUGGGCGAGGUGGAGGCCGCAGUCACCGCCCGACUCAGCACCUGGAACCUUUCCCAUUUGGGCAUCUGGUGUGACUUGGUCCAACCGCCUGCCACUCCAGUGAAGGUGCACACGGCGUCAGAAAUCAUGGAGCUUGAAGACGAAGCGCGAACUGCCAAGUUUCGUGAGGUUCGCGCCAAGUUGUCGCAGGAUACAGCGGCCAUGGUGGAGUUCAACAGUCAGAAGGAGGAAGCAACACGUCGCUCGCAUGUUGUGAAGGUCAUGCAUGAACGCUCCCAGCUGGAGAUUGGCAAAGAGCUGAGCGAAGCCUUCAUGGAGCGAAGCUGCCGCGUGUCAAUGUUGACCGAGAAGAAUGGCUUGGACCCGAAACUGGACAAUCUGAAGUUGGAGGACAAGAUGCAGAACCACAAGAUCGAGCUUCGUCCAUGGACUCUGAACUUGAAUUUGGAGGAGCUCCAUCGCAACAGAGAGUUGCCUGGGGCUUUCUUAUGUGGUGUGAAGCACAACUUUGGGACUGUGGUCAUCCAUCCAACCGCCUAUGACGGGUGCUUGGAGCUUGCUGCAAUUGAGCAAGGCCUUUGGAUUACCGGGACUGCUACAAUGGACGCUCACUACAAAGCUUGCAGAGAUGCUGUGAAGAACCAUUUGCUCGAGGAAAUUCUAUGGCAAACAUAUCAGGCCUGGAAGGCCAAUCGCAUCCCGAUGGACAAGCAAAACCAGAGGUACAAGAAGGACGUUGGUGGUGAUGACAUGCCCAAGUCUCCCCAGGUCCCAACUUUGCAGGUUUGCCAGUACACGGAUGGCAAACUGACAAUCCCAUCUGAUGUUAGGCAGCACUUCAUGCAGUGCCCCCUCUUCGGCCCAGAGUGGAGGCAGUUGGUGGUGGAAUUUGACAAGUCUUGGGCUCCUGUGGCUGAAUCCACCCCAUCCCGCUCGCCUCCAACCAGCGGGACUCCUGUGGGAGGCAGCACUCCUGACGUCAAGAAUGAGACCAAACAGGAGCCCGGCGUCAAGAUGGAGGAUGAUUUUGAUUGGAGUGGAAUCUUCUCGGAUGCCCCUGCUACCUUGCACAAGCUGAAGGAAAAGUUUGGGGCUGAUGCAACCGAACUCAGUGGCCCUACUCCUCAGAGUUCCUUCUACCUAGCACCAGGACCUCAGCUCUACCUGGUUGCGAAGGAACCCAUCCACAUCCAGUGCCGGGACGCCCCAAUUAUCGCUCACGGUGCCGGAUCCUGGCUCACCGGCGACAAAGCCACAAAAUUUGAGAGCAAUACACCGGAUCGUGGCAUCCCAUGCCGGAUGAUGCAUGAUGAAGAACCAUGUGUCUUUGAGGAGUCACCGGGUUGA